CCUUCGCGCCCUGCCCGCCCCGCGCCGGCCCUCGCUUCCUCCUGCGUCCGCUCGCGUCCUGGCCCGGCCACGGUGGGACGACGGCCCGGGCUGCACCGCGCGGACCCUCGGGAGGUUGGAACCUGAGUGGUGAUGGAGACGAAACAGGGACGCCCCGAAGUUCGCCCUCCAGAGACAGGAACCAAGGUAAAUAAUGGAAGAGACAAGUCUGUUAGAGGCUGGAGCCUCUGCAGCCUCCACAGCUGCAGCUCUGGAGAACUUACAGGUGGAGGCCAGCUGCUCGGUGUGCCUGGAAUACCUGAAGGAGCCUGUCAUCAUUGAGUGUGGCCACAAUUUCUGCAAAGCUUGCAUCACGCGCUGGUGGGAGGACCUGGAGAGGGAUUUUCCUUGUCCUGUCUGUCGGAAGACAUCCCGAUACCGCAGCCUCCGGCCCAACCGGCAGCUGGGCAGCAUGGUUGAGAUUGCCAAGCAGCUGCAGGCUGUCAAGAGGAAAAUCCGGGAUGAGAGCCUCUGCCCCCAGCACCAUGAGGCGCUCAGCCUGUUCUGCUAUGAGGACCAGGAAGCUGUGUGUUUGAUCUGUGCCAUUUCCCAUACCCACCGGGCCCACACCGUCGUGCCACUGGAUGAUGCGACGCAGGAAUACAAGGAGAAGCUGCAGAAGUGCCUGGAGCCACUUGAGCAGAAGCUGCAGGAAGUCACCCGCUGCAAGUCCUCUGAGGAGAAGAAGCCCGCGGAGCUCAAGAGACUGGUGGAGAGUCGCCGGCAGCAGAUCUUGAAGGAGUUCGAAGAGCUUCACAGACGGCUGGAUGAGGAGCAGCAGGUUUUGCUUUCGCGGCUGGAGGAGGAGGAACAGGACAUCCUGCAGCGCCUUCGAGAGAAUGCCGCCCUGCUUGGGGACAAGCGCCGGGACCUGGCCCACCUGGCUGCUGAGGUGGAGGGCAAGUGCUUGCAGUCAGGCUUCGAGAUGCUUAAGGACGUCAAAAGUACCCUGGAAAAAUGUGAGAAAGUGAAGACCAUGGAGGUGAGCACAGUGUCCAUAGAGCUGGAAAAGAACUUCAGCAGUUUCCCCCGACAGUACUUUGCCCUAAGGAAAAUUCUUAAACAGCUAAUUGCGGAUGUGACCCUGGACCCGGAGACCGCGCACCCCAACCUCGUCCUGUCCGAGGAUCGUAAGAGCGUCAAGUUUGUGGAGACCAGACUCCGAGACCUCCCCGACACGCCCCGGAGAUUCACCUUCUACCCUUGCGUCCUGGCUACUGAAGGCUUCACCUCCGGCCGGCACUACUGGGAGGUAGAAGUGGGCGACAAGACCCACUGGGCGGUGGGCGUGUGCCGGGACUCCGUGAGCCGCAAAGGCGAACUGACGCCACUUCCUGAGACUGGCUACUGGCGGGUGCGGCUGUGGAACGGGGACAAGUACGCGGCCACCACAACGCCGUUCACCCCUUUGCACAUCAAGGUGAAACCCAAGCGGGUGGGCAUAUUUCUAGACUACGAGGCUGGCACACUGUCUUUUUAUAACGUCACAGACCGCUCCCAUAUCUACACGUUCACGGAUACGUUUACUGAGAAGCUGUGGCCUCUCUUCUACCCGGGCAUCAGGGCUGGUCGGAAGAACGCUGCGCCGCUGACCAUCAGGCCUCCCACAGACUGGGAGUGACGGGUGGGAUGUGGGGCCGAGUGGGUAAGGCAGGGUCCAGAGCUGUGGGCUGUCGCGGGCUCCAGUGCUGGGUCAUCUUGAAGCAACACUGUCUCUAGGAUGCUUUCCGGGGAGAAGGUUGUGGCCUGGGCUGCAUGACAGAGCACGGCCGAGUCUCUCUCCUCGCUGUCAGGUGGGGAGCUCGUCCCCAGCAGGUGACGGCCACAGUCCAUCAGGUUUUCUAAUUGCACAGGACAGGUAGGGGUAUAAGUAGAGGCCUGUCCAGAAACAAAGGCCGUGGCGGGUCUCAUUGUGCUGAAGCCAGAGGCUUCCUAGACACAGGGUGAUCUUGUCUCUUGAGGGAAACAACAGGGAUGUUUGCGCCCCAAGAUAGGAAAGGAUGAAUGACAGUUGCUGUCCUCAGUCUACAAGUUGAGUUUUCUGGGGACAGAGUCCGUGCAUUAGACAGGUUAGGAGAAGAUCGGAGAAGUGAGCUAAAGGAACAGACUCCUAGAAACUAACGAAGGGAGGGAGGUUUAGUCUUCUGUUCCCAGGGUAAGGUUGCCAUAAUGAGUAGGAUUGACCAGAGAUAAUGUGGGGAGAAGGACAGGGCAGAAGAAAGAAGCCAGGCCUCAGCCUUCAGCAGAGCUGGCUCAUUCUCUUGCUCCUCACAGUUGUCUCCAAGGGAGCGGUCACCUUGCUCCUCUCAGAGAUGAGUGAGACCCUGCAAGGCACACCCACUACCCAGUAUGAGUCAGGAAUUAGAGGAUAGGAAAGGUUAUCUACCGGAAGCUCCGGCCUAAAAACUUGUUACCCAGCUGCUGCUCCUAAACUGUCAGCUUUGCCACCUGGCUCGGGUGUGCACCGCAAAGGGAAGAAAGUGGAGCCUUACCCUGAGGACAGGGUAGAAGAGGGUGUGCGUGUCGGAAGGGCCAGACGGCAACUUCUUUCACCUGUGCAUCUCACCCACAGCUGAUGUUCAUAACAGCCUUCUACCUGAGUGGCCACCUUUCACCCUUCGUCAUCGCCUUUCAGAGAAUGUGUGUCAUUCUAAUGUCAGGCCAAAUCAGGCCUGUAAGGUACAUUCAUAUGUGGUCAAGGUUAAGCGAUGCAUGCAAACCAAACUAAAACUAGCUGGAUUGUCUGCUGCUUGAGUAAGUAAGCUUCACAGAAGACAAGAAACUGCAGUGAACAGCCGGCAUUUCGGUUCCUCCCACCACCUCAGCAGGACUGUCCUCUCCUCUUCUAACCUUUGUGCCUUGACUGUGGUUCUUUGUGGCAGGAGACUUCGGCCGGUAAAAGUAAUAUGGAGCAAAGGAUCCACUGACGUGACCUCGGUGUCGUGUGGUGAUUUGUGAUGAUCGUCCUUAGGUCGAUGUGCAGAAUCACUGAGUGCGAAAAAUCCAUGUUCCCAGGGUCUCACCUCUACUUGAUUCAGGUCUUGGUGGGCCUGCAAAAAAUGUUUUUAAACACUCUCCUGGCUGAGUGUGAGGACCUUCGUGCAGCUUAACCCAGAGGCUGUAUCUGCUCAUUCCUCAGAGCUUAAAGCCUGGUUCUCUGCCUAGCCUGGCAGGGGUCUGGAGGGGGGUCACUCCCUGGUCCGGAUUUAGGCUGCCCUCCCCGUCUCAAGGUUUAGUCUUAUUUUGCCCUCUGCUUCUGACCUCUUGUCAUUAGCAGAGUUAGACAAACUGCCAGACAGAAGAAAGAGGAGAGGAGAGGUCAGGGGAGAGACGCGUGGACGUCGUGGAGUGGGCAGUAGCCAGGAGCAGGGCUUACAGUUGACAGGGUUCUGUCUGUACCUAGGAUUAGGAGUGGGAGACCAUUCACUUAGCAAGGUGAAGCAUGGCCUGCUGGGUGUUUAGCACUAAGGGCCAGCGGUGUGUGUGUCUGAUAAGCGGAAAGGUGGGCGUGAACACUGCUGAGCUCAAUUAGCCACCUACCUCUGCCACCCUAAAGCCCUUCCCCCUCACCCAUGGGCAGCAGUCUUUUCCGCUUUCUUUUAUUGCAUACUGACUGUUAUUUCGGUCUGUAGCUCCUGGCCAUCUGCCUUUGGCCUUAGGAGAGGAGCCAGAAGGUCUGCCUGAAUGUAAAUUGGGAUCCGCUGCCUCCCCAACUUACCUGCUUUUUUUCCUGAGAAUGCUUAGCCGUUUUAAGAUCCAUUUCUCUACUAGCCUCUCCAGUCUUUACAUAGUUUGUAUGAUUAUGGAUUUAAGGACAAAAGGAAGGAAUUCAAAACUCAUACACAUGCCGAGGGGCGGGGUUUGCAAACAGUCGUAGGUGAGGCCACGGGCCCAGGCACUACACUUCCCAGGAAGCCCUGUGCGGGGGCGGGGUUUGCAAGCCAGUGGGCCGGUGAGGCCGCGGGCUCAGACCUUACAUUUUCCUUGAAGCUUUACGCUGCGGCGGGGCUUAUAAGCAGACGUGCCAGCGAGCCUCCCCUUGGAGGGCAGGCUUUACAAACGAAAGUCGGCGAGGUUUCGGACCCAGAUACUACACUUCCCAGGAGGCCUUGCGCGGGCCGGGGCGUGGCCUUGUAGACGGGCGGCGUCCAUGGCGGGCCCGGUGAAGGACCGCGAGGCGUUCCAGAGGCUCAGCUUCCUCUACCAGGCCGCAGGGGACAGCGCUGGACAGUUCAGACCUGCCUGACGUGCCAGCGCAGCCAGCGGUUUCUCAAUGAUCCCAAGCAUACACUCUGGGGGGACCGGCCUGAGGCCCAGCUGGGGAACCAAGCAGACUCCAAACCACAGCCGCUGCCGAACACAGCCCACCCCAUUGCAGCCCACCUUCCUAGGGAGAAAGUGCAGCCUCAGGCUCCAGUUACCGGCCAGGAAUGUAACUCGUCUUCCAGAUGAAUAAACUUUAACUGUUGCACUUUG
Messenger RNA from Cavia porcellus (domestic guinea pig), 4515 nucleotides. RefSeq names its product E3 ubiquitin-protein ligase TRIM39. The transcript is spliced from 9 exons. The coding region runs from base 194 to 1660 and encodes 488 amino acids. The record is from RefSeq and is a predicted model, not a curated record. Gene Ontology annotation, biological process: positive regulation of apoptotic signaling pathway; negative regulation of proteasomal ubiquitin-dependent protein catabolic process; protein ubiquitination. Gene Ontology annotation, cellular component: cytoplasm. Gene Ontology annotation, molecular function: ubiquitin protein ligase activity; zinc ion binding; protein binding. NCBI's taxonomy places the organism in Eukaryota, Metazoa, Chordata, Mammalia, Rodentia, Caviidae.